GUCCCCGACGGAUCACCGAGACGGUGUAACGCGUUCCGCCGUCUCCGCUCGAUACCCAAACGAGUCCCUCGCCACGUGACCGCGCCAGCGAAACCGCGCGUCGCGUCGAGUCGAAAACACUUGGAGUCUUCUCGACGAUCGGAGAGAGACUCGCGGCGAAGGUCUUCCGCUCUUGAGAUUUUUUGAUUAAAAACAAAAAAAUUUCUCCCUUCGCGGUUCCCAUAUUUGGAAUCUUACGAAGAGACGUAGAGCGAUAGACUAUGACGAGACAGGGCGAAAGGACUAUCAAAUGAAGUCAGAAUUGAUCACGAUAUGCUCGAGUGUACACCGAAGAGUAUUUCAUAAUUAGCGUUUGCGCGGUCGUUUCGCGGUGAGACACGUGAUUCCCGCGGGGUCAUAUACCCCGAGACUGUCGCGAAUGGUGCUGAAAGGUGGUGAACGUGUUUCCUAAAGCCAUUAAGGGCGGUUCAUGAUGUUUAGCUGCUACGGGAGAUUUUAGGUGUACGGAUUAUCGAGGAUAGUCUACAUCCUGAUAAAGGUAUGCUAUGCGUCAGAGCACCGGAAACGGAGGUCCGCGCCGAAGAUGACGGGGUUAAGUAGAUAAAGGGAGCCGGAGCCUGGUUGCCAUCGACGGCGGACGAUUCUCUCGGCUCCUCUCUUUCUCAUCGCAGCGCACAAUGCUCUGCCAUCGCGCCCUUGUCGUUCUCUUCGCUGUCAACGUGCCAAUCGUGACGGGGCUAGAGCCAGAGUUCGCGCACCCGCUGGAGAACGUAACGAUCCCGCAGGGUCGAGACGCUACCUUCACCUGCGUGGUGAACAACCUCGGUGGAUACCGGGUGAGUCCUUCCUCCUCCGCGAGCGGAGAUCACUCUGGCAGCGUCAAGCCCCGGGUGGCAUGGAUCAAGGCGGACACCAAGGCGAUCCUGGCGAUUCACGAACACGUGAUUACGAACAACGCCCGUCUACAGGUGACCCACAGAGACACCAAUACGUGGACGUUAAUCAUUCGCUCAACACGUCGAGAAGAUCGCGGGAUUUACAUGUGCCAGAUCAAUACGGACCCUAUGAAAAGCCAGAGUGCGUUUUUGGAGGUGGUAAUACCGCCAGACAUAAUCUCGGAAGAGACUUCGAACGAUAUGAUGGUACCCGAGGGAGGUUCCGCGAAGCUGGUGUGCAAAGCGCGCGGUUAUCCCAAGCCUGACAUCGUGUGGAAACGAGAAGACGGCGCCGAAAUCAUUUCGCGGACCGGCCUUUCCGGCGGCAAGACAAAAUUACCUACUGCAGGAGGCGAAACGCUGACUUUGUCGAAAGUAACGAGAGGCGAGAUGGGCACCUACCUGUGCAUCGCUAGCAACGGAGUCCCUCCGUCAGUCAGCAAACGAAUGAUGCUGCACGUGCACUUUCACCCGAUGGUCCAAGUACCGAACCAGCUGGUCGGAGCUCCGGUUGGAACUAACGUCACGUUGGUCUGUCACGUGGAAGCGUCACCUAAGGCCAUUAAUUACUGGACUCGAGAAACGGAUGAAAUGAUAAUCAGCAACAGUAAAUACGCGAUGUCCGAGGUAAAAACAUCGGUGUACAGCGUACAGAUGCGACUAGUGAUCAUGAACCUGCAGAAGCACGAUCUGGGUGGCUACAAAUGCAUCUCGAAAAACUCUAUCGGCGAUGCCGAGGGAAACAUCCGGCUUUACGAUAUGGACCUGCCUCAGCAUUCCAAAAAGACCGGUGACCGACGAUCGGAGGAUGAUGCGGGCAAUUCGAUCAGCGAUCGCGAUCACAGACUGAAUCACGUGCAUCAGGGCCCAUUGAGGGAAACGGGAUCUACCCUAGAACCGGCUUUCGACGCGGACGAAAAUUCGGCAUCCGCCAAGUCGAAAGAGAACGCGUCUCCUGCGAUCAUCGCAGUCAUCCUAAUCGCGCUGCAUCAUCUGCUCGCUUCGACGUAAGAUAGACGGAAUUUAUCCUUAAAACACACUCAAAAUACGUUUAUUACGAGCUCGAUUCUCUAGCUUUAACUCCAAGAGAGAUUGCGCGAGACAGCGGCAAAUAAUAAUCCGAUCGAGUCGCGUUCUCGGCGAUCCAUGCUUACCAUAUCGAUCGAAUUUUGGAUAUCGAUACUUCGUUAAUACGUAACAAUAGUCGUAAUAUCUUAUACGAAAAUGAUGCGCCACGUUGCUAAAGGGUGCUAAUAUAUGUAUUUGAAAUAUACAUAUACAUAUAUAGAGAGAAAAAACAUUCACAAAAUCAAAGAAAUGGCGAAGCAAAAAUUGUUAUUAUAAUUAUCAGAUUGAUAUAAAUAUUCACACAUAUAUGUGAAACGAUAAUAUGUUAAAAUCGUAUAUUGAGCAAAACGUAUUUCGAAAAUAUAGCGGAUUUAUUUUUCUGUGGAAAUUAAAAGAUGAAUUAUAAUAUAAAGUUGAUUAUUAUUUUAACCAAAUGUAACAGCUUUUUACCGGACAAUUUUCUCCUAAAGGAAUAAUUACGUUUUUAUUAUUUAUUACAUUUGUGGUAUAAAAUGGAUUAAAAUUACAAUUGUGAAGUUUGAAACUUUUACCAACGUCAAUUCUAUGCGAUAAUUAAACACCUGCCCGGCUCACAUUUUGAUAAUGAACAAAGGAUAUUUCAUAAAAUUUUAUGUUGAAACGCGAGAAUAAACGAUAAUAAUAAUGUGUGCAUAUAUAGAAAGAAAAGCAAAAAUUGGAGGCCAAGAAACACCGAAUUAACAAGCGAUAUAUGAAAUUAAAUCAUAUAUAAUUCAUAUAUAAAAAUAAUAGUCACCCUCUUAUAAAACAGAACGUCAGUUCAAAAACUCGACAUAAAAAUACAAUAUGGACGA
Molecule: messenger RNA, 2836 nt
Organism: Nylanderia fulva
Lineage: Eukaryota; Metazoa; Arthropoda; Insecta; Hymenoptera; Formicidae
Product: lachesin
Cellular component (GO): neuron projection
Source: RefSeq, a predicted model, not a curated record